AGAAUACCUGCGUGGGACGUUAAUGCCUUGUAAUGUGCCCGUAGCCGCGCCUGCACUUGAAAGGGGAGCAUUUAGGCAGCAUUAGGCAGCUGUCAGCUGCUUUUUCAAUAACUGAAGCAGCAUCGGUACCAUGGACAAGGACACAGAUGGAAUAGAAGAUAGAGAGUACAUGAGCUGCGGUGCUCGCACGCUUUCCUGCUUCCAAUAUGAGGACCCUGCUACUCUUGAGCGGGUCGGCCUCAAGCUCCUUGCGCAGGCUUGCAUUUGUCCAGCAGCCGUCCUCGCCGCAAAUGUCUCGCUCAUGGAAGGCGAGGGUGCGGGGUCGCGUCCACACAAUAUCCCGUUUUCCGACGGCCUGGUGAUAGGUCCCAAAGGAGCUAUGGUGUACAGCAGCACAUGCCGCUCACAAAUCGUAUGCGGACCCUUCUGCAUGGGUCUCCCUGUGCUGUGCAUGGAAAACUUGCUGCAUCGCCAGCGCAUCCGGGACAAGUAUGGGCUGCAGCGCCCCAGCUCUUUCCUAGAGGUUGGCGCGGGCUUCUGCUACCCAUGCUCCCUGUACGAGACGCACACCUUCCUCCGCGACAUAAAGUACCAGCAAAUGAUAAUGCAGCAGCGCUCCGGCAACGACGACGCGCAAGGACCCCUAGAAACGGCAAUGCGCGCCAUGAAGCGCACGGCUCGGAGUAAAGGGACUAUUGCGGGCCAGGACAGCAACUCAGUGGCAGUGCCUCAGUCGCCGUCGGCCGCCGUCAUCGAGCCAAACGCUGUGACGGCAAACAGCGGAGUGGCUAAGGAGGGCGAUGCGGCCCCUGCUGCCUUGCAGCCUAUGUCGCCGUCGUUUUCAGCACAGGGACCGGAAAAUGCAGAGAUGCCUACGGACAGUGUUGGUGAGACGCCUAACCGGGUGGUCACACUCUACGGUAGGGAGCAGGUGUCCAACCGGCGAGCGCAAGCGUGCAUGCCAACUGCAAGCGCAAGCAGCGCCGAGUCCCGAAGCACCCCUGCGAGCUCCAUCCCGCCACCGGAGGUCACUGAUUCCCCGCGCAUGCGGCGCGGCGCCCAGACCACAUCGUCCUCGGCCUCACGCCAGGACGAUGCGGAGAGCGCUCUCGCAGACUCGGCGUCGUUCCCUGUCCCCUCUGCGCUGCCGCUGCCAGCCAUGGUCCGGGACCCACCAACGUUUGCAGUGCCGCCAGCCCUCAAGCCCCCUGACUCUACGGAUCCGGAGGUCAUGGAAGCAUGGAUGCAGGGCCCAAAACUCACACACCUUUCGCAGUCACUCCAGUCUCGUGGCGAGGGCUCCCAAAUCCAACAGGACAGCAGGCCCCGGCCGGCGGCCCCAACGAGGUCCGGUAGCGAGGCGUCGCUCUUCAGCAUUGCUCUUGAACCCACGGACAAACACUUGUCGCCAGCCAAGCAGCCUAAUGGCCCGCAAGCGCACACUGCCCGGAUUGCGGGCACUAGCGCGGUCGCCACCCAUGCCGCAACUGAGGGACCGGGCAGCUCCCGGGAGCUGCAGGGUACCAUCACGUCUUCUACGCUAUCGGUCAUGAUUGACCAAGCCAUGCUCAACGGCAGUGCCGGCAGCACCACUCGCGGCAGCGGUGGCGCCGGUAGCGUUCCGCCAGACUCGUCGGACCCUGCAGCGUUUUGGACUGGCUACCGGCAGACUGCCAUGACGCCUAUUGCGGAGGCGGAAGCGGAGGAUGCCGUGUCCAUGCAGAGCAACCCCGCUGAGCGCUCUUCCCGGCGCCAGGAUGGCAGCACUGCUGCCCUCGGGGACACGCAAUGCGACAACGACAGUGCAUGCUCCAGCCAGCGGCCUGAGCCCAUCGUCUCGCGCAACGCUCAGCGUGGAUUGCGCUCCAGCGGCGCCCCGUCCGUCCGUACCAGCGGCAGUGCUGGCAGCAGCGGGUCCGUCCCAGCUACAGUCACGGGAGUGAACGCGGUGGCUCUCACAGCUUUGGCGCGCAUGGGCAGCGACUCCGGCGGCGUUGUAAGCGCCUGCAACGGCCGCGGCAGUGGGCCGCGCAUUGGGAACAACAAGCAAAACACCUUUCCAGGCUUGCAGCGGCGUGCGGCGGCGCCCAUGCUUACUGUUGGGAGGGCCGCUGGGGCAUCCCUGCGUGCGCAGGCUGCCGCUAAGGGCCUAGAGCAACCGUCCGCUUCUGGUGGGACCGAAGAUGACAUGGGGGCCUCGGCCGACAACUUCACGCAGGGCGGUGCUGCCUUCCAGGAAAACGUCGCAUCGUCGCCAGCCCCGCCAUUGUCCCAGUGCACUCCACCGAGUGCGGUUUCGGGACACUCCCCAUGCACCUAUGGCGACGGCGAUGACGAAGUGAACCUGGCGUCAAUCCGGCCCAGCUUUAUCGAUGCUCCCGAGCUGCAGCACUUCAAGCAAGUCCUUCGCGUCGCGGGAGAAGAAGUCGACACGCAGCCAGCCCCGGCAACGUUAGCCCGGCCGCCUCCAGUGGCUGGCCCCAACACCACGACCGCUCUGGCCAACGCCGGAAGCGCACGGCUCGUUACGCUGGCACCUGCCGUUGGGUCCUUGUCGCAACGGGUCGGCGGCGGGCGUUACGGCAGCCGUCCAGCCAUCCCGCCACCGGCCGCUUUCCAGGCAUACGCUCCCGUCGUAGCAGCGCAAGAGGCCAGCUACUGCGCGGAUGGACCCUCACAGGACGAUACGGAUGGCGUGUUGUCGGAAGAGGCGUCCAGCGCCAUUGACGGACCGGUCAGCAGCGCCGAUGUGAGCCCGGCGUCGGGUGGCCAGCGGGCGCACCCCGCUACUCGCGGCGUCACUCCUCGGGAGAGAUUCCCUGCCAGCGCCGGCGGGGACGCGACCGUAUCAGUAGCCGUUACGCCGGCGGGAGCGCCUCCGCCCUGCACUGCCGGGGAGCCUGAGGUCACUCCGAAUGCUGCUUGCACCUCCGCUUCGAAGCAUAGCGCCAGCGGCUUGAGUGUCGCGGAAUCCAACGUGGCGUAUGACUCCACUGCGGAUUCCGUUGCCAUUUCACAGCAUCGCCAGAAGCACUGGAUCAACUGGAUGGCGCAAUCCGGGGUUUCGGUAGGCACGUCGGUGGGGUUAUCCGUACGACCUGGGUAUGGGAAGACCGCUCGUGGAAGCAAAGCGCCUGUGGACCAGAGCACUAGCUACGCCAACGCAGGCAACAGGGCGCAGCUUUCGUCCAUGGUUGUGGAGGAGGAGGAUGGCUCAGGGGAAGCGCCCGUGUACGAGCGUUGGGGGUAGAACAGCGGAGGUCCCUGUGAGCAGGUCUGGGUAGCCUGUACGGCAAUCAUAUCCACGCAUCGUGGGCGUUACGUCAGUGCCACUAUGUGGCAUGGCGCUUGAUGCAAGCAGGAAAAGCACUAUUGGAAGCAUGCAGGUGUCUUUAGUAUGCAGCUGCCCUUGUUACGCUCCGCAACUCGAGUGGGUGCAAGACGGCAUCAUAGGUCGAGUGCAUUGGUCCUAGGGCGCUAGUGGGUUCGUGUGUCGGCAGUGUUGCAUUGGUCAAAGUUGGUGACUUUCCAUACGCGUCUUGUCUCUUGUGUAGCAGGUGUUUUGCCGGCAGCCUUUCUUGUUGCCAGCGGUAUUGCUUUAUGAUGGGUCCUGGCAGAAGAGCUUCUUGAAGCUUGGGUCCCCUUCGCAGAAGCGGCCAUAUGCUGAUAGCGGCCUACCAUGGCUCUAUGCUGAUAGCGGCUGAACAUGGCUCUACUGGG
This is a messenger RNA of Astrephomene gubernaculifera, 3720 nucleotides long. The record is from the annotation of a GenBank genome assembly. Lineage: Eukaryota; Viridiplantae; Chlorophyta; Chlorophyceae; Chlamydomonadales; Astrephomenaceae.